CCUGGGUCGUCGGCGAGCCGGCGCCAGGAACGGGCGCUAUGCAAGGCCUGCUGCCCCUCCUCUGCCGGCGUCUUCAGAGAGCCCUGGCUGCGGGAGCUCCGGGGAGGGUCAGGCUUUGCCAUGAGGCUCCGGCUCCCGCAGCUUCCGGAGGGAGCAAAGGCAGCGCCCAGCUAGGUGUACAACCUACCUUUGGCAUACUGUUUGAUAUCGAUGGAGUAUUGGUACGAGGAAAGACCCCAAUUCCUGCUGCCCGAAAAGCCUUUCAAAAACUACUUAAUUCUCAGGGACAACUUUUGGUGCCUGUAGUAUUUGUUACUAAUGCAGGAAAUUGUCUUUGUCAGAAGAAAGCAGACCAGCUGUCACAUCUUCUUGAAAUUCCAAUUUCCAAAGACCAAGUUAUGAUGUCCCACAGUCCUUUGCAAAUGUUCAAACGUUACCAUGACAAAUGUGUUCUUGUAUCAGGACAAGGCCCGCUCCUUGACAUCGCUGAGCAUCUUGGAUUUUGUCGGCCUAUUACAAUUGACAGGUUGCGAGAAACUUAUCCCUUAUUAGACAUGGUAGAUCAUGACAGAAAACCUAAAGUUUUGCACUUACCCACAAUGGAAUUUCCCAAAAUUGAAGCAGUUAUUUUGUUUGGUGAGCCAGUGAGGUGGGAAACCAACUUACAGUUGAUAAUAGAUGUUCUUUUGACAAAUGGCUAUCCUGGAAAUCCUUAUCAGAGAACUUAUCCACAUAUUCCUGUAUUGGCUUGUAAUAUGGAUUUGAUGUGGGCAGCUGAAGCUCAAUCCCCAAGAUUUGGGCAUGGAACAUUUAUGGUUUGUUUGGAAAAUAUUUAUAAGAAAAUCACUGGAAAAGAAUUGAAAUAUGAAGUAUUGAUGGGAAAGCCUAGUGAAGUGACUUACCACUAUGCAGAGUACCUCAUUAGGACUCAAGCAUCUGCAAAGCAGUGGACGAGCCCUAUUGAAACAUUGUAUGCCAUUGGGGAUAACCUGAUGACAGAUAUUUAUGGUGCUAAUCUUUACAACCGCUACCUUGAAGAGAAGAUCUCUAGAAGAAGUUCUAAGGCUCAUAUCCAGGCCAAAGCGCUGGGGGGCACGAGGUCUGCCACAGUUUCUCAGGAAGAGGAGAUUGAGAAUGCUUGGGAAAAUGAACUUGCAUCAGCUACUGCCACAAGAUGUAGCUCUGUUCUUGUUUGCACCGGAGUUUACAACCCUCACACAGAGGUGCCUUCUGAUACAAGGGUUACUGAGACUGUCUUCCAUGGGCACAGAGAUUUUAGAUUUGAUCCUGCUUUAGUAGAACCAAACCACAUAGUGUUAGAUGUUGAAGCUGCUGUUGAUCUCAUCUUCCAACUGGAAAACUUUGCACCACAUGAAAACUGCAAGACUUCCUAAUGGCUUUGGGAUACUGUUAGAUUCCUUUUCCUUCUGAAAAAUCUAGAUGGGUGCUUAAUAUCAAACACUCUCUAACAUACUAAUGUUUGUAUAAGUAACGUUUCUAUUACAUUUCUAAAAAACAGGACAGUAUAUCCCAUAUAUCUCCUUUCUGUACCCUGAUUUAUUUUAGUGACCAACACUGUUGUGAAUUGUACUUUUCAAUGAAUUGUCUUCUACAUACUGACUUCACUCCUAGUUCAGAGAUUCCAGUUUCCAGAUUUGAUCAUUGAUGUCAAACAUUACAUGUGUUUGGCAGUCAAAAUUGUAAAACAACACACUAUUAAGCUCCAUACAUUGCACUGAAUGUAUCCUCUUCCAAGGAAUUAAAAUGUGCCUAUCUGUACUAUCCAACUUUUUUCUUUAUUCCAUCUCCUUCCCUUGGAUCAAUGCUCUGUGUGAACCGCAAAAGCUGCAUGUUGAUGCUUUUCUUGUGUAUUCGGUUUGAGAUUAAAGGACAGAAUUCAUAAGUGAACAGAAAGGUUUUGCCAAGGCAGGUAUACACAUAAUCCAUUAAAAUGAAUGGGGUUUGCAGGACAGCAUAUAGAAUUUUGCUCAAAUCCCACUUUGAAUAAGCUUCCUAAAAUUGUUUACUGUCAGACUUUGCCCUUUGGGUUUUAUUAUUAAUCAUCCUGGUAUUUUUGCUGCAUUGAACAGCAGAAUUUAGCAGUUCCUUCCUUGAUCUUUUAGUUUCAACUUGAAACUCCACAAAGGCAAUCAGGAACUCCCUACUGAAGAUUUGUGUUUUGCUAAGAACACAGAUGCAAAGAAAUUCAUUUGGACAUCAUGUUUUUCUUCUCCUUCACACAUUCAUCUAAUUUAUUUCAGAUACUCUUCCAAUUUUCUGGUGAUUUUAAGGCAUACAUACAUGGAGCUGUAUGUUUGUAUGCUUUUCAUAUUAGUUUCUUUUUUAUUUCCUUUUUCAAAAUUUCAGGUCUUUUUUGUUUCACCUGGGUAAGACUUAGCUGCUUUUUUUUUUGUUUUUUAAACCUCCUGCUUUCCAUGCUGGCAUAGUUACGGACUUGGUGAUAGUAUAUAUGCUGCAGGUCAGGAAAAGAAUCUGAAUUUCCAACUUUACAGUAUAGAAAAUGUUCAAGCAUUCUGGAGAAAAUUGGACUUUCAAUUUUUCUUUUAACCUUUCUUAACCCUUACUUUUUUCAUUAAAAAACAACAACUGGGAAAUGUAUACAGAUGGCUAAACUUUCCAAAAUCUUGUUAAAAAAGAAAAAAAAAGAAAAUUCAGCGUUUUAAUUGGCAAUUGAAAUUACUACUGCUUGACAGUCUCCAUAUGAGUAACUGUAGGAAAGAUAUUAUGUUCUCCAAAUAAACUACCAGGUCUUCUGCAGAUCACUGCCACAAACUAUUGCAUUAAGCAGUAGCAUGUUCACAUGACUACAAGGAAGAGAUCAUUUAAUCACUUGGUCAAUCAUUACUGUUCUGAUGAUUUAUCUUUACAAAACUGAGUCUACGGAGUCCUAGACUAAAUAAAGCAAUGGGACAGAAAUUCAUCUGAUUAUACUUCAUUCCAGUUCAACACUCGCCUCUUAAAUGCAGUUUGUUUUACCUAACUCUAUACUGUCAGCUCCCACAAUUUUCAGAAAUUGGCAUGCUGAUUUACAAGAUCUGGAAGUUGGAAAUAGUAGUAUAUAGAAGAGACAGGGAUGGCAUCUUGUGUGCAGGAGUAUAGAACUAACUGAGUGGAGAACCUGAUGGUAUCAAAUAUCAAAGAAGUAAGACUGGUGGUAUGUGGCAAUCAACAAAAGACAACCGCAAUUUUUUGAAGCUGGAUGGAUGCAAACCUUGAUGGACACAGAGCUAAGAAAUAAAACCAGUGAGCAAUCACAGACUAUAUACAUAAUAUUACAUGUAGAGGGAAUAGAAAAACUUUGGGCCUUCAGAAGUUCAGAGACCAAAUAAGAUAGAUGAAUAUGAAAAAAGAAGAGAAGGAAGUCCAACCUGAAUGAAGCUGAGUUUGCUACCUUCCUGUAUUCGUUAGUUGGUACUUGACUCUGAUAUAUAACUGGAUAAUCAAAUGCCUAGAAAUAACAGAAAUCAGCAGGAACAUCAGAAGCUUUGUGCAAAGAUCAGUGGAACAAUGGAAGACACACUUGCUGGUCGAUAGUCUGGAAGAGAUUAACAUCAAGAGGAAUCUUUCAAGGAGACUAUCACUACAACUGUUUGUCAACAAUGCUGAAUAAGUAAUUGGUCACAAACUCAGCUUUGUAAGCAGUGUAUUUAGGAUUAAAUUUGGUGUGAAACACUAGAGAACACUAGAGAAAGAAGCCUACCUCCUAUCAUAUAUAGGACCAGGAUUUUUAUUCAACAAACACUUUUCAAGGUGUUUGCCCUUCUUUUUGAAUGAACAAGAUAAAUGGAUCAUUUUAUUCAUGAGCUAACAAUGUAAUUUAAGAAAGUGAGUAAUUUUAUCCCUGGGAAAAGCAUUGAAGUACAGUAGAUAUCCUGACAUAGUGUAGAUUGGAUUGUAAGAUCUUACAGACUAAGCAAUUUCUGAAUUAGUCUGUGAUCUGAACUAAAAGCCAAAAAUGAACUGAAAACCAAACUUAAGAGGCAACUGAUCCCCAGCUAUAAUAAUAAUGGUUAUAUAGUGAUUUAGAACUUAAUGUAUUUAAUGUGAUUUAGUUUUUUAAUCGCACAGUGACUAUGAAUAAAAUGGAUUUCUUUUUUGAAUGGGAGUGUCCACAUUUAACUUUUGAGUAGACAAUAGCUAUAGGAGUGGGAAAAAAUGACACUGUUCUAUUUUUUAAAAUAGGGAUUUUAACAGAAUUAAGCAUAUUUUAUAGUCUUUAAGAGUUUAUCACAGGUAAACAGGAAGAAACAGGCUAUUUCCAGGAACUUUUUUCUAGUCUUGCAAGCAUAUUUUCACACUUUUUUAAAUUAACCAAAUUCAAAAAGAAAUAUACACAAAAUUGUAAAACACUUAGAAAGGGUUUUCAUCACUUGCAUCCUUUCCAGGAGAAUGGGGACAAGUAUAGCAAAGCUUUGUACAGGUUGUUGAAGGCAAAAGUGUCUUAUAGUCACGGUAGCAAUAUGGAAUACACACAAUUGUCACUAAAUAUUAAGGGCUCAGGGGCUGAAGAGGCCUACUGCCAGCAAGCUAUUUUAGAAGGCGGGAGAUCAGAUUUAUCAUUUUAACCAGAAGCAUUGGUUGAAUGCUUUGACUUUUUAAAAACAAUACUUUUAUAUUAGAAUCUUGCUUUUAGUGUACAUGAGUGUAUUACAUUGAUUGAUUGAUUAAGGGCUAUCAGAAUGAUGUUGAUCAUUAGAGGUCAAUAUUGGUAGAUUCUUUAUAGGAUGAUCUGUCUUCACCUCAGCAUUUUAAGCUUCUCUGUGGUGUACUCAUUGCUGUCAUAAUUGAACCUAUCCUUCUUGAUCUAGUCCACUUCAUCCCAUUCUUCCAAGCCUUGUAGAUUUCUUAAGAAACUGGGUUUCCACGUAGUGUACAUGAACCCAGCUAUAAAUAGUUGUCACGAAGAGUACACAGCAAUUGUCAGUCAGCUCCAGUGUUCUAAGGCUUGAAAUUCAGCCACAGCUAUAAAAAGCAAUUGACCCACAAUUCUUUAAGUACAAACAUGUAUAUUUGGAGCGAUGAUUUGGAACUAAAGGUAUUCUUAAUGUUAUUAAUGUCAAUAAAACAUGAAUUAUUCAAAAAAGCACAUUCCAAAUGAAACUGUCCAGGUGCCAGAUAAGAGGUUCAGAGAAAGCAAUUUCUCUGCUUUAAUAGGAUUGUCUCUAAAUGUACAAGUUCAGCUCCUGAAUCCAAAAGAGUAUUAGUUUCUGUUCCUAUACAAAAUUUCAGAUUGAAAAUUGUCCUGAUAUCAAGAACAAUCACAUUAUAUUUGGGCACGGCCAAGCAGAAAUACCUUUUUCUCCCUCAUUGUUUUCCUGCAACUGCUGUCUGAAAGCAUGUUAUUCAAUUGACAAGAGAUCUGCCUUUUUCCUUAGCUAUACAAUUUUAUAGCUUUACUCAUUAUCACCCAAAGAUAAUGAAUAAUGAAAAAUUCAAUUUUUUUCAGACCGACUAAUCUGAAAAAUAGGAUUAAAAAAGUAGAUUCUAAAAUUGGUCUCUGAGUCCUUUCAUUCUCAUCCACUUUUAUUGAUACACAAUCAUUUUGGACAAACAGUUUGCAGAUGUGUUACUCUAGAAACUUCCCAUUUUUAUAAAGUGGCAGAAUAAGUAGUAUCACUUCAACUUUCACAUCAAGAUGAUACCUUAGAAAACAUGGUUGCCCAUUUAUUGAUUGAUUGCCCAUCUCAUGUCAAGGUGACUCUGGGCAUCUUAUUAAAAGCUAUAAAGCUGUAAAACAUAAAUAUUUCUAAAAACAAUAACCUACAAUUACAGUAAAAAGUAAAAUUACAAUUACAAUUAAAAAAUGAGUGAGAGAGCAAGAUGCACAGGGGGAAGUAGGAAUUUAAAGCUCUAUCAAACAAUAUCUGAAAUGCCCCAAACCUCUUUGAUAAAACCUCUUAUAUCUUAUUUUUCCUUCUUAGGUAAACUGAAGCCUGCAAAGUAAAAUUUAAUAUUUGUAAUGUACUUUAGCAGCUAUUUUUUUAAGAGCCAAAAGGAACGUUGGAAAACAAACAAAAUUCUCCCCACCCCCAGCAGAAUUAAAGAAAACAAAUAUCAAACCAAAUACUACUUAAAAAUAAAUAAAAACAUUAGAAUAAGUUGGCAAUUGUGUUGGCUAUUUAAAUGGCAUCAAAUAUGGGGCUUAUCACAAUGUAUAGUGCAACUGAAUAUGGAGAUGGUCAUCUUUUUCCAGUAUCCUGUGCCUCAUGGGGAAGCACUGAUACAAAUCAUAAUGAGGGCAAUUGAUAGUAUUAUCUGAAAUAUUUACCUGAGGUGGAUACGAAAAAGUAAUCUACCAAGUUUUGUAUUUACAAGUUUAGACAUACUCUAUUCUUUAAUAGCACCCCCGUUAAACAGCUUAUUAGCAUGCUGCAUCAUACUCAGGUUUAGUUUUGGCUUAAUGUUUAUAAGAACCAUUGGGUUUUAUAGAUUAAUGACAAAGCAUAGAUCAAGGAUAUGCAAGCUACAACCCCAAGACUUGUAGCCUUUAACACUCCCCCCCCCCGUCUUUCUGAGGUGUUGAAAGCUCUCCUGGUUGCAUUACUGAAUUUAAAGUUGUGACUGCUGAAAAUUGGCAGCAAUUUUCCAAUAUAAGAAAGGAAAUAUAGAAAAAUUAUGUUUUGCUUUUAUAAAUUGUAGAAUAGUUUUGAUUAUAUGCCAUCAAGUUGGUGUUGAUUCUUAGUGACCAUGUUAAAUAGAUUUUCUCCAGGGGAGAUCUCUCUCCAAUCUGAUUCUUCCAGUCUUCCAACUGUGCACUGAUUGCUGUUAUAAUUGAGUCCAGCCACCUUUUGCUGCCAUCCCUUUUCUCUGUGUUAUAGACUCCUGCAGAAAGCUACAUUUUUGUAUAUGUCCAAAAUGUGAUUUGUGUCAUUUGUGCCUCAAAUAAAUUCUCUGGGUUGAUCUGUUCGAUUAGCCAUUUAUUUUCUUGGCUAUGCACGGGACUGUCAGUAAUCUUUUCCAAUACUGAAGUUAAAAAAUGUCAAUAUUCAUUCUAUCCGCUUUUUUCAAAGUCCUACUUUUGCACCCAUAGAAAGUCACAAGGAAAACUACUACCUGAUUUAUUCUACACUUAGUAAUAUAGACAACUUAUGGACAACUUUUCCAAGGCCUUCAUUGCUAUUCAACCAAGUACUAGUCCAUGGCAUAUUUCUUGACUGCUGAAAAUCACAUUACUACUGUUAAAAACAAAACAUAAAAAUGCUGUACAAAAUUCAGUCUGCCAACUGUGGAUUUUGUUUUCCUCCAAAUUAUUAAAAGCUGUGAUCCUUGACAGAAUAUGUGUGGACAUAGUCAUUAUUGCUGCAAUCAGCUGGGAAGUGAUGAAGAUAUUUAUCACUGUGGCCAUGGCUUGAUCCAUCCUCUUUCCCAAUGGACAGAAGGUUUUUUGGGUGGCGGGGGAAGAAUGAAAUUCUUGUAAUUCUUUUGAUUUCAAUAUUUAUUUGCUUUGCUGAUUGAACUAAAUAACCCGAGGUGGAGGUGGUGGUUAAUUAAGAAAGACACAAUGUAAUAGCCAAAUGAUCAUUUUAAUUAUACACAGUACAAUGUAUUUGCUACAGAUUUUGCUAUAUUUUACCAAAAGUAAUUUCAUAGUUUUUAAAAAUAUUUUUUUUAAUAAAUCCAUAAAUAGGUGCCAGUAAAAUGUCAACAUUGAUACUCUGUUCCCUUGUAACCUUAUUUUCACCUCUUCUAGUAAACUGUGUAAGGGAAAACAAGAUAGAUGGGCCUCUAUGUUUGUUCCCAGAAGCCUUAUUACAAGCAAUAAAACUGUUUUCAAAAAAUGGAGAACAAUUCAAUAAUAUCAGAAUUCUUCAAACCCUUUGGAAAUGAAGUAGUGAAUUCAAUAUGAAUUGGUGCUUUAUCUUACUAAGUGUAUGAACCAGCUAGUAGAAAAGCUGCCUGUCCUUAGGACAAGAGAUUUUAAAAGUCAGGCUAUACCAGUUAGUUAGGCACAAUUACUGCACAGAGCGUAUGAUGGACCUUUAUUAGCCCACCUCAUUAAAAGUUUUCUCUAAAAAAACAGCCCUCACUUCCAAAAUUGUCAGGUGCUCUAUCAGACUUCAGCCAAUGCUAUAUUUAUCGACACAAAUCUCUACCAUUAGAACCCAUCCUAGCAAUACUUGCACCUGUCCUAUUACACCUUUCCACAGAUUCUGCCAUCGAGUUAUAGCUUAGCUUAAAAGCAAUGAGGCGAUAAUAGACACAUAAAUGCUGAAAUCUUAUUCUUAGUAAAACAGCUAACAUCAAUAUGUUUCCAAAUCGUCUUUUCAGAAGUAGGAAAGUAAUUGAGAAAGGAAGAGCAUUUCAGAGCAGAGAGAGACAGCAAGAUAAAGAGUAACCCAGUUACUUUCUUCCUCUCCUUUAUCACUCGUAGGUUCUGACAGCGUUAGAGGUCAGAUUAGCCAGGAUAUGUAAACUCAACUAGGGAUGCUACUAGGAUUGCCCCAGUCACACCACCAGUACUGGCUCUUGUAUUUAAACAUGCAUAAUAAUACCAAUCUUAAGGAACUUGUACCUUAUUGAUCAUGGCAGAAAUCAGUCAAUUGCAAAUGUGCCCAAUCUUUGUUAAACUCUGGUGUGUGUGUGGGCAUGCAAACAAAAUGUAUAUUUUACACGUGGCCUUUCAUUUUUAGGCAGAACUAUUUAUAAGGCACAAACUCCCUAUUUAAAGUAAAGCUCACUACAUUUCUCCACAGAACAUAUUUUUUUGUAUUUUUGAGUUAGACACUAGGUUGGCCAGAUAAAAAAAAAUGCCAGCAGCCUACAUAUCCUAUCCUAAUCCAGAGACAGAUGUGUUCUCUGAUGUCUGAGAGUGGCUGGAGGUUUGUAUUUUAUCUGCACUGCAAGAUCACUAUCAGCUUUGAACGUUCAUCUCUAUGAAGAUGCACAUUUGGUCACGAAUUCUCCGUGUAGCUUCUGAUUCAACAAAUAAAUCUGUGAAAGAAGGUUUGAUCCAACACAUACAUUUAAUUUAUAGAAUUUAGGGCAGGGGUUAUCCUCAGUUGAAGACUGUUUAUUAACUGAGUAAACAAACCUAACAAUUUGAGAACUUGAGAAAAUAGGCAGACCUUAAAAACCCAGGAUCACUCAAACAUUAUUUCUGGGAGAAGAAAUAGGACAAGCUUCUCUACACUUUAUCAUAUUUCAAAUACCUGAAGAUCCUAUGUUAAUUUUUUAGUACAGCCAUUCGCUGUGAUCGAUACAUUAAAAGCAUGCCUGUGAAUUAUACAUGACCUUUAUUUUCCAAAAUGCAACGGAAGAGGUAAGUUAUGAUCUAAUAAGCAUUUUAUGUAACCACAAAUAUUCCAGAUUGCCUCAGUAUUUAUGACACUGUAAAUAUCUAUCCUAGCUAUAAGAUAAAUUGGAAUUUAGGAUUUCAAGCACCAUGAGGGAGGCAGAUUAUGAUCUUAUACUUUGUUAUAUUCACAAAAAAUGUCAAAUGAUUUAAAAGGAACUGAUCUUCAAGUCUGAAACUCAGAAUAAAGGAUGAUGUCACCUCCAUAAUUAUGUAAACUAGAAAUCAAUGCACAGAACCAAUGCCAUUAUCAUAUCUAGGUCAGGAAAUCCAAGGAAGGUUGAAGAUAGGCAGACAUAAAUUCUGCUGGUUAGUUUGAAAGGACUUUAGAGAAAUUGGUGCAUAAUCUGACUAUAUUUACAUUUUUAAAUCUUUGUCAAAGAUGUGAAAAGACAUUGUACAUUAGAAAAGGAGAAAUAGGACAAAGUUCUUUCUUUUCCCUUGCUCCAUGAGAAGCAUAUGAUUUCUCUCAACAUUUUACAGGUGUGCGAAGAGGUGUGCAGAAGUCUCUUCUGUUCUACAUGCUUGUAUGUAACAUGAAAACUGAGAUUGCAUAAUUGGUUGUAUGUAGAUUAGAUCAUCUGCUAUGUCAUCUGAUACGCUCUUUUAAUCUGUUGCAGUAGUGAUGUUGCAGACAUAACUAGACAUGUGUACUUAUGUACUUCUGAUAUUUCCACAUUCCAGACAUUUUGUAAAGCCCAAAGGGAAAGGGCUAGAGGAAAUACAUUUUUCAAAUUUUAACAUUUUUCCAUUAAAGUAACUUUGUACAGUAUUAUAAAUAAAUACAUAAUGCAGCUGUCUUUUUUAAAUUCAGUAUCUUUUAAAUUAACUGAAAUUUUAAUAUUUUUAUAAAUAAAUUAUCUUUCAUAGAACAAAAAAACCCCAAUACUUGUUGAUUCUAUUUUUUUCCUGUAUUGCCAAGUCUAGAUGUCAUCCUAUAAACAAUUAAAUUAAGAUGUAAGUGUACAUUUUCUGUAAUAUAUGUUUUCUCCUGACCUCGUGAUGGUGGUAGCAGUGGUGUAUUCCGAGAAGGGUGAGCGAAGAACACUAAUUCAAGGCAUGAAGGCCAUCCAACUGUCUAGCUAAUGAGAGAAGGCAACUAUAUCAAGCAACAAUGAUAGAGCAAGAGGCUGGAGUUGGAUGAUCACUUUAGUGCCAAGAGCAAAUUCAGAGUUUCACAGUGCACAAGAGAAAGCAAUAGUAAGCCAGCCUUGUACUUUACCAAGGAAGCCAUAUGGAUAGACAAUAUAAAGUGCUGAAUGAUGGUUGAUCUCUCAGAUUGGAUGGCAUUCAACAUAUGACUGAGAAAGAGCUAUUUAGCAUUGCUAAUGUUUAAUGGUAUUUAUGAAAGAAUUAAAAAUCUGGGGGCAUCUAUUUGUAGGUGCUUCCAUGCAGAAAAAGAAAAUAUAAAAAAUAUAAAAAUAUAAGACAGAAUUAUGAUAGGAACAAUGGAAAUAAAUACGAACACAGGAAAGCUCAACAUAAUGAAAAAUGAAGUUAAUCUUUACACUUUUAACACCUUAAGCAUCAGCAGACUAAGAUAGACUGUAACUGCACAGUUUUUCAAUCAGUUACCUAGGUACAAUCCAAUUAAUGACCAAAUAAUAUCAGUCAGAUUUGUAGACAUUUAAAAUGACAUCCAAAUUAUACUCCAAUCACUAAUGCAAAACAGGAGGGGGUUGAUGGAUGUUAUGGUCAAGUUCAAUAUGAAUUUGAUAGAAUAUGCAAACAAAAUGUGUCAGCUGUGGCUGGAAACUAAGAUGCCAAAGCUGGAAAUAGUAAAGCAGAAAAUGUAGUUGUACUAUAUGACCUAGGAAACUGAAUGAAACAAAAGAAUGACUUAUCAGUCAUUGCUUACAUAGUAUUCAAAACACCAACAGAAGAAACCUACCAUCAGAAUGCAUAUUGGAAAUUUCCAAAAAGGGAAGAGAAGCCCAAGUCAAGAAAGAUAAAUUUUCCAGAACAAACUUAACAAAGAUGUUUAUGGAGAUUCUCAGUCAUCCAGGUCAGGUUAUCCCAGAGGUGCUUUUUCAAAAGGUAACUGGAUUUUCUUUGUUUUUCCUUGAAGAUGUUUUGCUUCUCAUCCAGUGGACUGAAGAAGCUUUUUGAAUGAAAAAAAUAAAUGUCUUCAAGGAAAAACAAAGAAAGUCCAGUUACCUUUUGAAAACGCACAUUUGGGACAACUUAACAAAGAAUUUCAGAGAACCAUUCAAAGAGAUAAAGAAUAGGUUUACAAAGAUAAUUGGUAAAGAUACUGAAGCUGGAAGUAGAAAAAUCCAAGGAAUACCAAACCAAAAUAAACAUGUGCUUUUAUUUUGCAUAUAAAAAGGCUCUCACUUAUGUCAACUAUAUUAUGCUAUGAAAUGUGUUUAAAAUAAAUAGGAACCUCAGAAUAUCUCAUUGCUCUCAUAAAAAAA
Crotalus tigris (Tiger rattlesnake) is the source of this 11730-nucleotide messenger RNA. RefSeq names its product haloacid dehalogenase-like hydrolase domain-containing 5. The transcript has 9 exons. Bases 39 to 1394 code for a protein of 451 amino acids. Lineage: Eukaryota; Metazoa; Chordata; Lepidosauria; Squamata; Viperidae. Gene Ontology annotation, biological process: glycerophospholipid biosynthetic process. Gene Ontology annotation, cellular component: mitochondrion. The record is from RefSeq and is a predicted model, not a curated record.